Theobroma cacao (cacao) is the source of this 519-nucleotide messenger RNA. Lineage: Eukaryota; Viridiplantae; Streptophyta; Magnoliopsida; Malvales; Malvaceae. The record is from RefSeq and is a predicted model, not a curated record.
AUGGCGGAUGCCUUAAGUCGAAAGUCGAUGGGGAGUCUGGCACGUAUAUCUGUAGAUAGGAGAUCCUUGAUUCGAGAGAUGCAGGGUUUAGGAGAUGUGGCUAUGCAUUUUGAAGUUUCAGAGACAAAUGUGUUGUUAGCACAUUUUAGAGUUAAACAUAUCUUAAUAGACCAGAUUAGAGAAGCCCAAAGUAAAGAUGAGUUCAUAACUAAGGUCUUGGAGGACCCUCAGGGAGGGAAAGGAAGAAUGUUUACUAAAUGCACAGAUGGAGUAUUGAGGUAUGGAACCAGACUUUAUGUGCCUAAUAGUGAUGGAUUGAAGAGAGAAAUAUUAGAGGAGGCGCAUACGGUAGCAUAUGUGGUACACCCAGGAGCUACAAAGAUGUAUCCAGAUUUGAGGGAGGUAUACUGGUGGGAAGGACUUAAGAAAGAUGUAGCUGAGUUUGUCUCCAAAUGCCUGGCUUGUCAGCAGGUUAAGGCCAAGCACCAAAGGCUCGCAGGGCUACUACAACCAUUGUAG